AGCCAUGAGCAAGUCGUGCUGAUGCGCCCUCUUCCUCUCCCCUCCCCCCUCCCUCCCCUCCAGCAUCAGCUGCCCCGUCCCGUCCACGACCAGCAUCGAGGACUACGACUCCCGCCGGCCCCAAACCUCAGCGACCCGACCUUCCUCACCGCAACUCUUCAUUCAAACGUCACGCUUCCUUCGACUCUCCCCGCGAGGUCCCCCUCCCGUACAUGCCCCAUUCGCAUAUGCAUCACCUCUCCUACUCGCAAACACAGCAACAUGAUGUCCCACCCUUCCCCCACGUAAUGGGCGAUGGCGUCGAGGUCGCCGCUCAGGCAUCGCCCCCACUGUUUAUGCCCUAUGACCGUCCGUCGCCCGUGGUCAUCGCACCCGCGACAUCUGCGUCUGAUCACCAUGGCUCGACCCCCGCAUCUACGUCGUCUAGCGAGAGCAGCCUUAGUACGUCGUCCUUGUCUUCAUCGCAGGCCUCAAUGUCUCGCGUCGACACACCCAUGGACACCGGUGGCAGCCUGCCUACCGCGAGCGGUACCAAUCCUUACUUCGCUGGCGCUGUGCCCGGGCUCUCGUCUGCAUCCGCGUCCGCGUCCGCGUCCUCGUCGGUAUUCUCCCAAAUGCAGCAGACAUAUUCUCCGGGGGUAGGGAAGGCGCCGCAGGCGGGCCCUGUCCCGUUGUUCGCCCGCCCGUGCUCCACGCCGGAUGCCUCGAGUCCGAUGGCACCGCCCCCGCCGCGAAUACACUCCCCCCAUCCGGUGCGCGCCGCCACGGGUAUGCCUGACCGGACCUCCACGGUGAGCCUCCCGCUGCCUGCGCAUACCCCGUACCAUACCCUGCCGAGCGCGGAGGGCAACACUGCCUCUGCGGUAUCGUCGUCCGCGUCACGACCGCCGCCGCUCGAAUACCACUCGUCCUCCUCCAGCUCGGGCAUUUCCCUUCCUACGCCCCCCUCGUCCUAUUCCGCCUCCCCCGCCGUCCCGAACCCCCCACGCAUGCCCGCGCGUGCACGCCACUCGGACCCGUUCGACCGCGCUUCGUCACCCCCGCUUGGCCGGCUACUCGAGCGCGUAUACGCCGCGACAGAGGCGUCCUCGACCGGGCCCGCGACAACGUUUAUGGACCGCGAGGCGUUGCGCGAGAGGAGGGAGGCGCCACCGCCGCGGAUCACCCCCGAGAACCUGCCGCCGCCUGCUCCGCCACAGGUGCUGACACCGCCGCCGCCGCCCGUGAGCGAGGAAGGGCAGGGACAGAGACCGUACGAACCCUUUUUGGCGCAUGCGUUGCCGUCGAACGAUGCGUGGAUCGCGGUGGAGACGGUGCCGAGGGAGUAUAGGUUGCUUGUGAAGUUGCCCGGGUUUAGAAGGGACGCGAUCACACUCUCGACAAGAAAACGAAGGAUAUUGCAUGUCGUGGCGGAUUCGUGGGAGCCCAAUGGUGGCCACUUCGAACGCCGCAUAUCGUUCGGGUACGACGCCGAUCUAGGACAGGUCCGCGCCGAGUUCGACGGCGAGUACCUACAUGUCAUCAUCCCCCGGCGACAGUUCAAUGUCAACUUCUGGAGUCUCUGAGCUCCCCUCGGGAGCUCGCACAUCACGACACGCCCUCCUUCAUGAACUUUGCAGUAUACCGGCCGCGUGUGGCUGUAAUGAUCCGUACUUUAUUCAAAUCUGCUCUCAAGAGCG
Molecule: messenger RNA, 1679 nt
Organism: Fomitopsis serialis
Lineage: Eukaryota; Fungi; Basidiomycota; Agaricomycetes; Polyporales; Fomitopsidaceae
Exons: 3
Coding region: 213-1565 (450 amino acids)
Source: RefSeq, a predicted model, not a curated record